This is a messenger RNA of Theileria annulata, 258 nucleotides long. RefSeq lists its product as uncharacterized. The record is from RefSeq and is a predicted model, not a curated record. NCBI's taxonomy places the organism in Eukaryota, Apicomplexa, Aconoidasida, Piroplasmida, Theileriidae. The transcript is spliced from 3 exons. Bases 1 to 258 code for a protein of 85 amino acids.
AUGGAAAUGAGUAUGAUCCGUGAUAAUAGUUUAAAAGUCAAAAAAUCAGCCGGAUACAGUACAUUAAAUUUGAUUAAAAAGUGGCUAAAACAGAUCAAUGAUAUUAUAGAUAAGAAGUCAGAAUCCACACCCUACACCACACCAAGCGAAGAUAUGAUAACACCUGUAUUAACUGAUUCUACCCAAUUUCUAUUCAAUUUCGAAUCAUAUAUAUAUUUUAAAUUCUUUAAAACAUUUUUUACUUACUUAUUUGAUUAA